Molecule: messenger RNA, 3405 nt
Organism: Symbiodinium natans
Lineage: Eukaryota; Dinophyceae; Suessiales; Symbiodiniaceae
Source: the annotation of a GenBank genome assembly
AUGCUAGGUUGUGGUGACGACAGCAGCGAUGAAGAGUCCGAGUCCAGCAAAGGCAGUCCGGGGGAGAAUUCCGAGGACAACGAGGAGCUGUCUGCCUGGGAAAAGGAGUUGGCUGUGAAGGCCCUCGACAAGCGCUUGCGAAAGCUAUCAUAUCUGCGCACCAACCAUGCCAUCCACAAGUACUUCCGACGCUUUGCCGGGGCGGAGGCCAGCGACGGCAGCAAAGCAAUCACUGCAGCACAGGUUGCUCAGAUGGCGCCAGAGGUGGCGCACUACCUCGGUGUGCCAGAGGCUGUGUUCAGCCAGGUAUACCAGGUUUGCCAGCGCUUCGACUUCGAUGGAAGUGGUGUGCUGAACAAGAAGCAGUGUACAGCAAUGUUCAGGACCAUCCUCAGGCAAAAAAGAAAGGAGUGGGGUGGUAGCAACCUGGCCGGUGAAGUCCCUUACAUGGGCUUGCGGGAAGCUGGCUACACGGUUGAUCGGGAGCUUGGCCGCGGCGGUCAAGGCAUUAUGUACCUCUGCACUUUCGGGGAUUCUGAGCGAUACUGUGUCAAGUUCUACAGCAAAGAGGAUAGCGACCAGGAUGACUUGGAGACGAUCAUGACAGAGUACGCCCUGAUGCGAGAACUGAGCCACAAAAACGUUGCGAAGACUUAUGAGGUGUUCCAAGACAGCAAGUUCUUCUACCUGGUGAAUGAGCCCUAUUUCGGCGGCGACUUAACAAAGCUGGCAAAGCGGGCCCAUGACCAGGGCAUUUGGAUGAGUGAAAACUGGUACAGGGACAUUUUUCGGCAGUGCUUGCAAGGUCUCGAGUUUCUCCACAGCCAGGCUGUAAUGCACUGCGACAUCAAGGAGGAGAACAUCAUGGUGAUGGCAUCUGAUCUAGAGGACCCCUUGCUUGCUUUCCAUGUAAUGCCGGGCCAGGUAGCCAUGGCUUCUGAUGGCGACUUCAUGCUGCAUGGAGUCAGGCUUUCACCUCUUCUUUUGUACCGAUUUUGGCUUGCGAUGGCUUCACAGAGCGAUGAGGACUACAGACGCUUUUGCUACGUGGCCUUGGGAAGCAACAUGGACGACCGUCUUCGGCACCUAAGCCGAGCAGUGCGCGCGCUGAAAGGGCUCAGCGACUUGCGCCUGCGAAGAACAUCGAGCUUGUAUUCCACGAAGGCGCAGUACGUAAGUGACCAAGCCGCCUUCCUGAAUGCCGUUGUAGAGCUGGAGUUGUCCGAGACCAGGCUCUCCAACAUCUCGGGCCUUCUGUCAGACUUGAAAAAUAUUGAGGAUGAGCUGGGCCGAACACCUGGGAUUCGACGAGGCCCUCGUGUUAUCGACUUGGACAUCAUAGCAGUUGGCCGUCAGAGCCUCAACAUCCAAGAGGGCAGGUACCCAUUGCAGGUUCCCCAUGCCCUCAUGCAUGAACGAGACUUCGUCCUCGUUCCUUUCAGCGACCUAUGCCCGGGCUGGCGUCACCCUAGCCUUGCUGGUGAGCCAAGCGUAGCUGACAUGCUGGAGCGCCUGAAGUCUGGGUCUGGAACAUCCCCUGAGGGUGCCAGCUUGGAUGCAUGGCCGGUGCAGAUGCUACCGGGUGCAGGUGGGCUGAGCGGCAUGAGGGAGGGUCAAUUGUGGCGGCGUGGUGAGCAAACGCUGAUAAUGGGAAUACUCAACAUCACACCCGACUCUUUUAGCGAUGGCGGAGAUCACCUGGACCCCGAGGAUGCUGUUCGCUCUGCCACCGACAUGGUCACAGCAGGAGCACACAUCCUAGACAUCGGAGGUGAGUCCACUCGUCCUGGGGCGGCCGAAGUCUCGGUGGAGGAUGAGAUUCGACGUGUAGUGCCAGUGAUUGCAGGUUGCUCGGAUCGGUUGGUGACAUGUUGCACUUCUGCUUGGUGUUGCAGCAAGGCUGCGGUAGCUUUGAAGAGUAACAUGUGCAGCUCCACCAUGGCCAAGGCAUUCGAAAAGCAGGCCUGGAGACAACCAUCAGCAUUGACACGUGCCGUGGUUCGCAUGUUCUUUAUGUUGAUGCGCAAGGCUCCGGUGGCCAAAGCCGCCAUAGAGGCAGGCGCCGAUUGGAUAAACGACGUUUCUGCCGGAGAGUUCGAUUCUGAGAUGUUCACCGUGGCUGCAGACCUCCUGGCACCCAUUGUCCUUAUGCACAUGAAAGGCACGCCAGCCACUAUGAACACACUGGCCUCCUACUCAGAUGUCAUUACAGAGGUCACCGACCAUCUUGUAGAACGUCGUAAGGCAGCUGAAGCCGCAGGAGUACCAAGCUGGAACAUCAUCCUAGAUCCUGGCAUCGGCUUUGCCAAGAAUUUGGAGCAUAACCUUUCUUUGCUCCAAGAAUGUACGCGCUUAGUGGCACAUGUGCAGCCCUCACCCGUCCUUAUUGGUGCGUCCCGGAAGCGCUUCCUGGGGACCAUCCUAGAUGAGCCUGACGCCAAGAAGCGCACCUUCGGCAAUGCUGCUGUCACGGCCAUCGCCAUUGCGGGUGAGGCGGACGUGGUGCGCGUCCACGAGGUGAGAGAGAUGGCCCAAGUCUCUCGCGUUUGUGGUGACAUUUUCAGUAUGGGUAUCACCAUCUUCCAGAUCAUGAUCGGCCAGGUGCCCAAUGGCGACGUUUUGGGCAUCCUUCAAACGGAAGGUGAACGAGAGGAGGACAAGGCUGCUGGACUAGCUUUGCAGCUUCCUUGGAAUCGACUCCCCCGACGCAUGCCGGAGCUGCAGCAGCUCUUGGCUUGCAUGGUGCAUAGGGACAUGACUCAAAGACCCAGCGCAACAGCUGUCAUGAAGCACGCUUGGUUUACAUCGGAAAGUGAUGAGAGCCUUCCUGCCGAGACCAUCGCAGCCCUUCUAGGAAGCUCUGCGGCCGAAAGUUUGCGUGAGCAGGUGGUGUAUGAGCUGGCCUUCAAGAACAACUUGAAGGAGCUUCGAGGCUUGCAUGCGGAGCUCCAGGAGAUGGACCGCGGCCAACGGGGCAAAGUACCCAAGGAGCUUGCGCUCAAAAAGCUCACGAGACACAACGUGAAAGCAGGCUGCGCGCACGCCUUUGCCGAACGGACGGCAGAUGGAUUUGGCGAGGUUGAGUACCUGUCCGUGGCCAAGGAGGUUCUCAAAGUUAAAGAGCACUACACUGUGCAGUUUCUUCAGGACUUGUUCCAGGAGCUGGACACAGAGGGCAAGGGGCAGCUUUCAAAAGAUCAGGUUCGACAAUUGCUGACAAGCGGUGCAGUCGAGUGUGAUGCAGAUGAUGCCGAGGACUUGUUAGAAGAAGUGGCGUUUGAUGAUGAGGGCUUUGUUUCCUUCGGCACCUUCAGAGAUACCAUGCUGGCGGACGGCCGCAUCGCUCGACGAUCACGUAUGGAGCAAGAUGUAGCACCUGAAUGCCCCCUUUGUGUGACCAUGUGA